Messenger RNA from Adineta steineri, 1515 nucleotides. Lineage: Eukaryota; Metazoa; Rotifera; Eurotatoria; Adinetida; Adinetidae. The record is from the annotation of a GenBank genome assembly.
AUGAUUCGUGCCAAUAUAAACAGUUUGUUUGAUCCAAAUAUUGAUGAAGAAAUAGAAUAUCAACCAGAUAUGGAAACUGAAUGGGAAGACCUUAUGGCUGGAGGACCUGCUAGUAUCAAUUUCAUGGGUGCUGUAAUGGCUGUUGCCAGCAGAGCAGACUUCCGUCUCAAUGCAAACUUUAGCUACACACUUGUUAAACAUCCAGACUCUUUUCAAACUACUCUUGUACAAGUUGCGAACGAUAUGUACAGAGCAUUAUACGGUGCUCAUACAGGUAUGCAGAAAAUUCAAGCCAAUAUGCGUCGAAUUCCAACACUUUUGAAAACGGUUCUCAAAGUUGUCACACAGGCUUCGCCGUUUAUGACCAAGACAUUGUUACCUCAAACUUUGUCACAUAUUGGUCAGUAUGCCAACGAGAGUGCUGCUGUUGCUCGAGCUUCACUUGAUCAAUUUGAUCAUCUUCAAGCACUUCUUCAAGAAGUUGUUGAAGCGAGUACUUCGACAAACAAAGAUAAUAAAGAUUUAGCUGAGAAACUAGCGGCCGAAGCUGAAGACAUGAGAAUUAAAAAAAUGAAUAUGGACCUUUUGAUGGCUAGUAUCAAGAACGAAUAUGAAGCUGCUCAACAAAAUUUAGAAAGAGCUCGACAAGAUUAUCAAGUGGCUAUGUUGAAUGUACCGGGUGGUCAGUGGGAUUCUACUGCUUGGAAUGUUUAUGCAUCUCAUCGUCCUUCUCGGACAUGCACUCAUAAAUGGGGCAUUAGAAAAUGUAGAUCUCUUCGUGACGAGCAAUUUCAACAAUACACCCACGAAGCAAAGAUAAAGGCUGAAGCAGCUCUAGAUAUUCUUAAAAGAGCAGAGGAACGCAGUCGAGAACUUUUCAAUGAGCAAAUGCAUAAACAAACUGAAGUAAAUGUAGCAAUUCACACUAUAUCAAUGAUUAACUUCAAUGAAACAUCAAUCAAUCAAACAAUUGCGAUACUCCUUGAUGCGGCACAAAAGAUUGCACUCAUUCAAACUCAAUGGAGUCGUAUCACUCGAUUCUUCAGUAAACUUGCUAUUGAUACAGAAUAUACACAGAGGGUGAUUCUACAAGAUUUUCUUGGUGUCAUUAAUGCAGCAGAAUCCAUGAGCGCACAUAUAAAUCUGAUAGACCAAACACUUUUCACGGUACUGUUAGUAGAAUCAGCAACAGAUAUUGAUCGCGAUUGUCAUCUGCUAUUUCUUAUGGCUAAAACCUACUCAGAUGUAUCAAGUGAAUACAUGCUAGAUCAGAUUGCUGGUUUAGCUGGUGUUAUUACCUUACAGAACGAUGGUGAACGAGAAACUUAUGUAAAGCAGGUAGCUAGCAAAAGCAGAGCAACAUCAAUUAAGAUUAAAGCACUAGCAGUUGAACGACAAAAGAAAUAUGAAUUGGCAAAUUUUGAUCGGCAAGAACAAUAUAUGCAAUUCAUACAAGAAGGUAUGAUACAAGAAGAAUUAAAUAAUCUUGGCGGUAUUGGUAUUGGAAAACGUUAA